AGUUUAGACGUGAGCAGCCUCACUAACCGGAACGAUCGACCGAUCCGCUGCUCCACCGGCUUCUUUAUGCCGAUACACACAUCCUGUCCCUCUGGGAAACCGCCUACUUCCGGGGAGGGAUUGUGUGGAAGUACCCGGAACUGUUUGCAAGGUGCCGGCAGCCCGGCCGCUGAGAGCUUCUUCAGCUACGGAGCCGCCCGUUUCUCCUGCAGUUUCGGACAACGAGCGGCAGUGAUGACUCCGGUGUCUGGUUCGCGCAGGCCGGAGCGGGAGGCCUCGGGCUUCGGGGGGAAACGUCGCAGUUCGUCGAGGAGCCCCAGGCCCAGUAAAGCCGCCCGCUCCCCGCGGGGCCGCCGCUCGCGCUCGCGCUCACGUUCUUGCUCUCGGUCGGGAGACCGGAGUGGCCUCAGCCAAGGCUCCCGAAACCAGUCCUAUCGCUCCCGCUCGCGGUCACGCUCUCGAGAGCGGCCCUCUGCGCCACGGGGCACCCCCUUCGCUUCUGCCUCCUCGUCCGCCCAUUACGGCGGCUACUCGCGCCCCUACGGGGGCGACCAGCCGUGGCCUAGCCUUCUGGACAAGGAAAGGGAGGAGAGCCUGCGGCGGAAGAGAUUAAGUGAGAGAGAGAGGAUUGGAGAAUUGGGAGCUCCUGAAGUAUGGGGACUUUCUCCAAAGAAUCCAGAACCAGAGUAAGUGAUUAAAAGUUUU
Manis pentadactyla (Chinese pangolin) is the source of this 705-nucleotide messenger RNA. RefSeq names its product NF-kappa-B-activating protein-like. Gene Ontology annotation, molecular function: chromatin binding. Lineage: Eukaryota; Metazoa; Chordata; Mammalia; Pholidota; Manidae. The transcript is spliced from 2 exons. Gene Ontology annotation, cellular component: nucleus. Gene Ontology annotation, biological process: negative regulation of DNA-templated transcription. The record is from RefSeq and is a predicted model, not a curated record. The coding region runs from base 67 to 690 and encodes 207 amino acids.